AUCCUCGGCCCACGUGGACGUCCUGGACGUGGACAGCCCACGUGGACAGUGCCGGGCUUGAAGCCCCCCUGGAUCACGUGGAGGUCACAUGAGCCGUCCCAUUUCCAUCACUUGGCCUGUGCAGAACGGGCCCGUGUCCGAGCUCAGGCCUCGCCCCAAGGAUGGCACGGUGCUGGUACAGGAACGACCAAUCACCCCUCGAGGAGUCCAAGCUGGUUACAGGACGGUGACCUCGGUGACCGAGAUCAGCGCUGAGGAGUCCAUCGUGAUGCUCGAGAACUGGGUCAUAUGCUGGGCUGAAAGGAUGUGCGAGAAGUUGGAUGCCUCUCCUCCGUCUUCUGCGCGGAAUGUACUUUCAGCCCGAAGUGCUCGACAGGCGAAACCCAAGGCUGUGCCGCGAGGGGCACGAGGCAAUGAGACGAGGCCGGAGAGUGUAGCAGUGAUACACGCCUUGGCGAAAUUGGAGAGGGCCUUUGAGGAUGUCCUCGAAAACUCGGCGCGGUCAGAAAACUUCGUCUCGCCCAGGCAAACCACUGCCGCGACAAGUGCACUUUAUGGAGGCAAAGGUUCUUCAGCCGUGGCGCGUGCAUCAGUCCCGAAGGGCGGCAUCAAGGGGGCACCUUCAGAUGGCGUGCCUACCCGACACUCGUGGGGAAGAGCCGGUGUGCACAAAGUGUACAGUGGGCCUGGUGGCAAAGCAUCUGCCAGGUUUCUGGAGGUCACCGAAGCUCUUGGCCCCCGAGUCUAUAGCGAAUGCAAUUUGAAUCGCAGCGCGCAGACAGCGCUGUCUGCAGCGAUGUCGAGUCCCAGAAGCAAUUUGAUGCCUGACACGCUCUCGCGCAGUAGCCCUGUCCAAAUGGAGAUGCGGGUCAAUGCUGCUCAGGUUGAUGAUCAGAGGUCACCAGACGACCUACAUGCGCGCCUUGAUCGCAUGCAGGAGUUGAUCGACCAGGGGCAGAAGCAUUCGGCCGAGCAGCUGAAAUGGCUUCGGGCAGAUUACGAGGAGCUGGCCAGAAUGCGUGCGGAAGAGCAAGCAGGCCAAGCAGGCCAAGCAGUCCAAGCAGGCCAAGCAGGUGAAUGCUUCGACAGCUCUAGCAGCUCCAGCAGCUCCGGAUCUGACAGAUCUGACAUGAUCUGACAGGCUUGCAGAUAUUUCUAGAAUUUUGUAGAUCUACUUCCAAAAUGACAGAAAUUGAUAGCUGCUGAACAAGCACCAGAAUCCACAAACAAUGAUACAUAUAUAUCAUAUAUAUAUAUAUGAUACGUAAAAUGUGAAAGUGAAGCCACUACAUUGCAGGAUGUAUUGGGGCCACUUGCUGAGAGCUCCCUGCAGGACGAGGAGAGGAUUGGAUGAGCAGAUAGUCAAUGGAUGGUCAGGGUUGAAGCUGAUUUUGAUGAAGUCCUAAAUGUCAACCGUUUGAUGCCAAGAUUUUGAAAUGGCAUCCAUUUCAAGACUGCAGUCAAAGAACUGACAUAUGUUGCGCCUUUGACGCAAAAA
Cladocopium goreaui is the source of this 1498-nucleotide messenger RNA. The record is from the annotation of a GenBank genome assembly. NCBI's taxonomy places the organism in Eukaryota, Dinophyceae, Suessiales, Symbiodiniaceae.